Messenger RNA from Coffea arabica (coffee), 5135 nucleotides. The record is from RefSeq and is a predicted model, not a curated record. Lineage: Eukaryota; Viridiplantae; Streptophyta; Magnoliopsida; Gentianales; Rubiaceae.
UUUGGUUUCAUUUCAUCUACUGCUACAUUCAGUCUACUCUUUCUCCCCUUCAAAGUUCAAACUUGCAAAUUGCACCCGGUUCGGCUCCAUUCCACACUCCCAAAACUAAUCCAAGUCUCUCUUCUUACUCUCAUCAGAUAUCGUGACCUGACCUGAUGGCGGAUGCACUGCUUGUUCCCACUGUACAUGUUGCACUGGAGACGGCAAUAAACUUGGCUUCAGCACAUGUUGGCCCGUUUCCGGGCAUCGGGAAUGAUUUUGCGAGACUGGUGAGCACGUUGACUAUGAUCCAGGCUUUCCUUCGUGAUGCAGAGGAAAAGCAGGUGGCUUACUUGUGGGCGAAGCUUUGGCUGGAGCUGCUUGAACGUGUCACUUUCGAUGCCGAAAAUUUGCUGGAUGACUUCAACUAUGAAAUGAAUCGGCGCAGGAUUGAGAUCCAAAACCAAACGAAGAGGAAGGUAUGCUUCUUCUUCUUCUCACUCUUUAAUUCCAUUGCAUUCCGUCGCAAAAUGGCAAAACAAAUUCGGGAAAUCAACGUGAAUUUUGAAAGAAUCCAUGAAGAUGCGAUGGCCCUUGGCAUCGUGGAACAGUUUCACUUUGAACGUGCUCUCUCCUCUCCUAGUGGAGGAAGAUUUAUAAAGAACAGAGAGAUUGACCCUGAAACUAUUGAUACGAGUUUUGUUGGAAGAGAUGAUGAUGUUUCAACAAUACUAGCACAGUUGACUGCCACGGAUAACAAUGAAACUAUCUCCGUUCUUCCCAUAGUAGGAAUGGGUGGGAUCGGGAAGACCGCAGUCGCUCGAAAAGUUUUCAAUGAUCCAAAUAUUAAAAAACAUUUUGACAAGAGAAUGUGGGUGUGUGUUUCGGAGGAUUUCAAUGCCGAUAGGCUUUUUAGGUUGAUGCUAGAAUCAUUGAAAGAACCAAUGCCCAAAGUUGAGAAUACGGAAGUCAAGGUCAAGCAGCUUAAGAAAUUAUUGGAUGGUAGAAAGUAUCUACUGGUCUUGGAUGAUGUUUGGGAAAAGCGCUCAGAACAAUGGGAUGAUUUUCUUGAAAGUUUGAUUGGUAUCAGCCAAGCCAUGGGGAGCUGGAUUCUUGUGACCACUCGUGACCGAGGAGUGGCAAGCAUCAUGGGAAUUUCUUCUCCUCCUUGGUCCUUGAAAGAAUUAUCAGAUGAUCAAUGUUGGCUCAUUCUCAAAGAAAAUGCAUUUGGCACUGGAGAGGUGCCGAAUGGACUACAACAUGUAGGAUUCAAGAUUGCGCAAAGAUGCCGAGGCUUACCAUUAGCUGCAAGCGUUCUUGGUGGCAUGCUGCGCAACAAGGGAGAAGAUGAAUGGCCAACUUUAGAUGAUCAAUUGCGAACUUUAAAGCUUGGGAUUCAAAGUUUAGGCGGAGAUGAAAUUACUGUGGUUACUGAAAUUUUGAAGUUGAGUUUUGAUCGUCUUCCACAUCCAUCUCUUAAAAAGUGUCUUGCGUAUUGUUCAAUUUUUCCCAGGGGCUUUCAAAUGGAAAGGAAUCAACUAAUCCAACUUUGGGCAGCAGAAGGAUUUCUUCAUCCGAGACUCGAAAUGCAUAUGGAGGAAGUUGGUAACAAGUAUUUUACCAUUUUGUUGGAUAGUAACUUGUUUCAAGAUGGAGAGAAGGAUGAUUAUGGAAACGUAUUGAACUGCAAAAUGCAUGAUCUUGUGUACGAUAUGGUGCAAUUCAUUUCCAAAUCUAAAACCAGAAGUUUGAAAGACUCAACAGAAGCAGAUUUUCUUGACAGGACUUUUCGGUAUCUUGCAGUGGAGAGCAGUGGUGGGGAAGAAAUACAAUUUCCAUUGAACAAGAGUUUCAGGUACAUAACAACAUUAUUUUUAUUGGAGAACAAAUCAAUUAAUAUUGAUGGUUGGAUCUCAUCUUUGACUAGCUUGCGGGUGCUAAACUUAGCUUCAUCAGAUGUCGAGGAGCUUCCCGAAUCCAUUAACAAGUUGUCUCAUUUAAGGUGCCUCGAUUCAUCAGAUACUCCGAUCAAAAUAUUACCAGAGUCUCUUUGUCAGCUUAACAAUUUGCAGACGAUAAGAGUUAGAGAUUGCAAAUCAUUGACAAAGUUCCCAAACAAUUUCAAGAAUUUGGUGAAUUUGAGGCACUUUGACUUUUUCUCUGGAGAUAAAUCUAGUGAUAUGACGCCUCUUGAUAUCGGACAAUUGCGUUCUCUCCAAACAUUGCCAUUUUUCAAUAUUGGUGAAGAGGCGGGUCGACAAAUUGGACAAUUGAGAAAUUUAAAUAAUCUCAGUGGAAGUCUUGAGAUAAGAAAUCUUGAAUUGGUGAGAAGCAAGAAAGAAGCCGAGUCUGCAAAUCUGAUUGAGAAGCCAAACAUUAAUGAGUUGAGAUUGUUAUGGAAUGAAUCAGAUAAUUUGAGAGAGAAUGACAAUGAAUACAAUCAAGUGUUGGAAGGUUUGCAUCCUCACCAAAAUUUGAAAGGUUUGACAAUUGAAAGAUUUUUUGGUGAUAAACUUUCGACAUGGAUUGGAAAACUUGGGAAAUUGGUGAAAUUUGAAUUGCGAAAUUGUAGAAAUUGCAAGGAGUUACCAACUCUUGGAUACAUGCCCUUCCUCACAUAUCUUCACCUGGAAGGACUCGACAACAUAACAACCAUAGGGCCUUCUUUUUAUGGUGAAUCAAUAAUGCAUAGUGGCGGUAGCAGUCAAUUGUUUCCAGCACUUGAACAUCUCAUUCUAGAAAACAUGCUAAAUUUGCGUGAAUGGGUAGAAGCAUUAGAUCAUGAUGGAAUAGUGGUGGUGUUUCCGGUCCUUAACACGAUGAGGAUUAAAAGGUGUCCCCAAAUAGCCACUUUUCCAAGUCAUUUUCCGUGUCUCAAGAACUUGCACGUUGAGCACAUCAACAAUGGAUCAAGUAUAGUGACAUGUAUUUCCAAUAGUUUCAGGACUCUCACGAGUCUUUCUAUUGAUAAUAUGAAUGGGUUCACUGAGCUACCAUACACUCAUAUUGUUGGUUCAACUCAAAAUUUGGUUGGCCAUGGAUCCUUAGAGGAAUUACAUGUUUGCAGGUGCCACUCACUGAAGUCGAUUUCAAUCCCUAGGGUACAUCCGUACCUCAAUGCCUUGCGAAAAUUAAGGAUUUUUAUGUGCAGUGAGUUAACCCAUUUGUCCAUCCCGCAAAUAUACGAGUCAGAGUGGGAUUCCAGUUCUUCAUCCUCCUCUACUUGUCCUCCUCGUCCUCCUCUUGAGGAAUUGGAAAUAUGGGGAUGCCCCAAUCUUAUCUCCUUUCCGAUUGAUUUAACCCGCAGACCUUCUCUUUCUUUCCUGGACAUCCCAUACUGUAAGAAAUUAACCGACUUGCCCAAGGGGAAGCUUUGUUCUCUUACAAGCUUGAGAAGCUUAGAGAUUGGACCAUUCUCAGAAACCACAGAGCAGCAGUCCUUCCUAGACCUCUUUGAUGCUCUCCCCAAACCAAUGCACCCCUACUUGCCCUUCCUUUGGAAAAUGAGUCUGGUUGGAUGGCCUCAUUGGGAAUCUCUGCCCGACCAACUUCAGUAUCUCUCUGCUCUAACAUAUCUUGAACUAGAUGGUUUUGGAGUAAAAUCAUUGCCUGAUUGGUUUGGGAAGCUUUCGUCACUUGAACGACUCUACCUUUACAAUUGUAAAAAGUUAGAGAAUUUACCCUCUCACCAAUCUAUGAGAAGCCUCACCAGACUAACAGAGCUGCGGAUUGAAAUGUGUCCCCUUCUAACGGAAAGAUGUAAUUCAGAGAGCAGCAGCAGCAGUAGCACCGACCCCAUUUCUGAGUGGUCCAAGAUCUCCCACAUUCCCAGAAUUAUAAUUAAUGGGCAGCGAAUCAAAGGCUAAUCUCCAAUUAAAGCUACUAGCCUACCUUCUGCUGAAUAACUGUUGCAAACCUGUCUUUCCUUGGUUCUCUCUGAAUUUCUGCUUUCCAGAUAAAUACCUACACAUUCUUGGACUUACAAAGAAGAGGGGCUUAUUCACUUCAAAUGGAUCCAGCAGGGCUCUUUCAAAGGGAGCUCAUUCUCCUUCAUUAUAUAGAGAAGGCAAUACUAUGUCUAGUUUGAGAGUGUAGAAUGAACCAUUGGUAAAAACCCAUGGCAUAGUAUUAAAGGCUGAGGGUGUAAUAGAUUUUCUUGAGUCUUAGAGCUCUCCAAGAUGCUGCAACAAAGAUUACUCUGGCUGGCGACUGGGAAUCUCAUGCAGGAGCUGUUUGACGGCUAGAAAUUGGAUGAAUGGUCUGAAGAGAUGUUCUCAAAUUUCCGAUGUAUGAAAAGCUAUAAGCAUAAGCUGUUCUCUCAAUCUGGUGAUGGGGCAGACACUCUCAUCUCAGUCAGGGCUAUCAGACGGCUGGUGGAAAACAUGCCAUGUCCUCGAAAUGACUAGGCAAUGGAACUGUGGAGAAAGUCAAAUUUUUGCACAGGAGAGGAGAAGUUUGAUGCAUAGAGUAUACAUCAAAAUCUGAUGGAUAAAAUUCAAGCAGGAAGUGAAUUUCUGAUAUGAGGGUCAAUCUUGUUAGUAGUAGAAUGCAUGUGGAUGGCAGUCUUCCGGUGAAAGAGAAUGUUUAUGCCUUAUAAGGGGAACCUUUCAUGAAAAAUCUUGAGGAUCAGAGCUCUCCAAGAAGCUGCAUCAAAGAUGAUUCAGGCUUGCCACAGGGAUGCUCAUGCACGAGGUAAAGAACAGAGCUGUGGAUAAGCCAAUACAUGGGAAAGAUACUUGCUGGAUUUUCAAGUCAUGAUGACAAAUGCCGCGAAUGAGGCUUCGCAGCCCCUCGACAGAGAUAUAGCCAGAUCGAAGUGAGAAGCUUUCACUUGUUGAAGGAUUUGAAGUUGGAAUAUGCCAAAAACUUGAGCAGUAACCUCCCCGCCAAUCAAAUACAAGCCUCCCUAUGGAAUGUGUAUCUUUUGAUCUUUUGACUCUGAGUGGUGCAAGAUUUCUAGAUUUCUCACUUUGAGAUUGAUCGUAGUGUAUGCAAACUCUAGUCUACACCUGUAUUUAUGAUUUCUCUCAAUUCUGUAUGUUCAAUUAUGCUGUCUCCAAUUCAGUGAAUUACUCUUAUGAUGAUAUACCUUUUCUGUGACAUUCUGCUGAAGAGUACAUUGUUAUUAGAUGUAAGAGUGGACGAGAAUUACAUCA